AUUGAUUGUUGCCGCCGCCGCAUUGUUAUUUCCAGAGAAAUGUUGCUCUCCCAGCUCGAAGCCUCUUAGCUCGAAGCCCCCUAGCUCGAAGUCGCCACUUAGCGUGGUAGUAACGAACAGCGUAGGUGUCGGUGGCGUCUGCGGUGUCGGCGGCUCGGGCGGCGUCAGCGGCGUCGGCGGCGCCGCGGGCAGCGUCGGCGACAUUUGCGGCAAAUGCGACACCCGUUCAGGUUGCAAUGUCAUUUCGCGCGGCGCGCCCGCAACCCCAGGUUCGCCAGCAGCGGCGCGGAGCAGGAGGUCCGAGCUCCGCCGCGGAGAAGCCCCCAUGCUGCCACCUGCGCGGAGACUCUCCCCGCCUGCGUGGAUACUCUCGCCGCCGCCUGUGGGGAAACUUUCCGCGGAAAGGAGCUGCAUUUGCGCAAAGCGUGCAGCUUCGGCGGACCGUUCGAGGAGCUCCGGCGGAAGCCCGCCGAGAGCGCUUGUGCGCGCAGCCGCGUCUCCGGCGCAUCCCAAAAUUCCAGGAUCAGAAAUACGGAGUAGGUAUACAGUAGGUAUGGCAUAGGUACGUCUGCUACGGAGUAGCCUUGCUAUACGAACAACUAUACCUACAAUAUAGGAGAGGUCCACAUUUUUGUGAUGCGGUCCCCUCGUCGCCGCCUUGCGCCAAGGUUUCCGGAUUAAAGUCUCCGCCGCUUUCACUUUGAACGUGAAAGCCCUGAAGGCCUUGCGUUUCGAUCUGAUGCAUCCACGCGUCAACCGCCGUCUGCUGCCGGUGCAUCAUCGCCGAGAGUGUCGCCGUGAUGUGCGGCGACUGACGAACGCUGCUUUCGCCGACGAUUGGCGUGUCGCAAAAGAUCUGAUUUUGUGACGCAGCAGCAGCAUUGCCGAUGCGGUGACUGUUGGGGGGCAUUUCGCGCGGAACGCGCCACUGACAACUCGGCUGCUGCGUCAUCAAGACGAUUCGGAGAUGUCCAGCAGCUAGCUACUUAUGUUAUUUCCGAGUCGAAACCUUGAAUUUCAGAGCCUGAAAGAUCGGAGCCGUUCAGCACUACCAGCUUAGCCUAGCAGUACUACUGCUACUACCACGAAGAAUGCCCCAUUGCCUCCCUCAAUGUGUACUGGCUGCUAUGAGAGUCCCCUCAAGACCUCGGCAUUCCUGGUACUGUACGACUCUGCUGGUGAGAAACGGACAGCGGCUGUGACGUUCAGAGUCACGUGCUCGGAGACUGAGGGAGAAAAAGGCCGGCCCGGCGAAGCGCAGUGGACAGGAAACUGAAGAGUGAGCUGGUCGAAUCCAGCGAAUCCCACGCCAGCCGUGUAAGCAACUUGGGUACACGGAGCCCACCAGAAAUCUGAACUGGCUUGAGGUCCCGACAAUCUGUUCAGUUACUUGUGGUAUACAGUGUACACAUCAUCUUGCUUUGGAGAACCACUUUUGCAGAGAAUGUUGACAAGUUCUAUUGUAUUUCCGUGAAAUUCUUAGUGCUCCUGAAACACUCGCCAUUCAAAGCAGGAAGAGGUGUAUUACAACUCUAGCUUGGGAUUGGGACACAAGCAAGCACCGCCAUUAGCGAGCAGUACGUCAUAGCCGUUGCGGAUGAGCAGUGAAGAUGGAGCAGAUUUUUUAGUCUGGAUCGUGGAAGAUGCUCUAGUGCUCCCUCUUUCAGCCCAAGCACCGAGCAUGCUCUA
Messenger RNA from Closterium sp. NIES-67, 1689 nucleotides. Lineage: Eukaryota; Viridiplantae; Streptophyta; Zygnematophyceae; Desmidiales; Closteriaceae. The record is from the annotation of a GenBank genome assembly.